AUGGGCGCCACUACACCUGCCACCGAACGGCCCAUGUUCCUGUCCGCCGACAAACGCAAGAUCAGCUACCGCAGCAAGAACGGCAGCACCAUCACACUCGAGUUCAAGAACAAGAACUCGCCAGCUCAGAAAGCCGGCGCGAUCGAAUGCGAAGCAGAACUGGAUGCUGAAGGCAAGCAAAACCUGUGGCUUGGUGUCUACGACACGUUGAGCUUCUGGGUCAUGGAGGCCAUGGAGAUCGCCGCUUUCGGUCCUUACGACGAGCCAGCAAAGUGA
Molecule: messenger RNA, 276 nt
Organism: Zasmidium cellare ATCC 36951
Lineage: Eukaryota; Fungi; Ascomycota; Dothideomycetes; Mycosphaerellales; Mycosphaerellaceae
Exons: 2
Coding region: 1-276 (91 amino acids)
Source: RefSeq, a predicted model, not a curated record